UACUCUGCUGAGAUUGAUUUUUUUUAUUGUCAGCGAUCUUCGCAUUAAACUGCGCUCCUUUCGAUGUCUUUACUCGCUGAUUGACUUUCUUUCUCGCAGCUGAUGAACUUCCGAGAUGUUACAGCUUGAAACAGACAACGACAGAAAAGUUCAAAUGGGGUGGGGGUGGUGUUGGUGGAGGGCAAACAGUGUAAACAAAUCCGACCAGCACUCAGACGCAUCUAUUCCUGGCGGGCCCGUAGCGUUUAAUAUCCCCGCUUUGUUUGUUUAUUUGUUUGUUUGUUUGUGUGAUUGAACUUUUUUUUCGACAGAUUUGUUGCGACACCAAACUUUGGCGACAUGGACGCGCACCGCGGCGCGCCUCCGGCCGGGCAGCAGAUCGUGCACGUCCGCGGGGACUCGCAGACGGAGCUGGAGGCCCUCUUCAUAGCGGUGAUGGACCCCAACAAUCCGGGCAGACCGCCGGCCUCUCUGCCCAUGAGGAUGAGGAAACUGCCGGACUCCUUCUUCAGGCAGCCGGAUCCCCGAGGCCACUCCAGACAAGCCAGUUCGGAUGGAGGUGUGUGCGGUUCCCUCACUCCUCAUCACGUCCGCGCCCAUUCCUCUCCUGCCUCUCUACCAGUCAACUCCCUCUCCACUCAAGCGGCUGAUGUAGCAGCGACGCCAAUCAUACCUGAUGAUGUGCCACUCCCCCACGGUUGGGAAAUGGCCAAAACGCCCACUGGCCAACGAUACUUCCUCAAUCACCUGGAAAAGACAACCACUUGGCACGACCCCCGCCUCGCGCAGCUUCAAUCGGCUGCACCUCAGCAUUCGAUCACUGGCACUCCAGUCCAUGCCCACUCCCUCAGCAACCCAGCACCCACUACGCAACCACAAAACAUCAAUCCAGAGACAGGUCCACUGCCUGAAGGCUGGGAGCAGGCUGUGACUGCAGAUGGAGAGGUGUACUACAUCGAUCACAUAAAUAAGAACACCUCAUGGGUCGACCCGUGUCUAGUCCAGAAGAUGAACCCUGGCAUCCUUGGCUUGGCGAUGCAGCAAAGACAGGAAAAGGAACGGCUCAGAAUCAAACAACAGAUGCAAAUGACAUCACAGGACGCAGGAGGAAGGAACCAGAUGCCCGGUGGGAUGGACCAUGACAGGAACGCACAGACGCUUGUCCCGUCUCUGGAUGUCAGGAUCCGAACCUCAAAUCAUGAACCUACACUUAAUGGCGCUCACUCUCGCAACGAGAGCACUGACAGUGGCCUGAGCGUCAGCAGCUUACCACGCACGUCGGACCACAUGUUGAGCUCUGUGGAUCACAUGGACACCGGUGACUCCGGCGAAACCUCUGCGAUGACCCUGCAAGAGUCGAUGCCUGUGCUCCCGAUGUCUGAGGGUGAGGAGCUAAUGCCCUGCAUCCCUGAAGGUCUGAGUUCAGACCUCCUGAUGGACAUGGAGACGGUUCUCUCUGGCUCGCAUAUGGACAGAGACAGCCUGCUCACCUGGCUAUAGACACGCCCGGCCACCCACCGCCAUCAAGUCUUCAUAACAUGACUGUGAUUUCUGGAGGAUUUCUGUGGCUUUAAAAGUGGUACAAGAGCAACAAUACAGAGCUAAUACCUUACCGUCGUGUGAUGGAUACCUAACACUACUCGCACCCUGAGGAUUGAAAUAAUCUGACUCUCACAGAAGGUGGUAAGCUGCUGGUAUUCUCCUUUUCAGGCCUGGUUUUACAGGGAUGCACAAUGGAGCAUUCAUAUUUUUACGACACUCCUUUCUUUUUAGUCAUUGACCUCAGAUGAAGCUCCCCACAUCUUUGGUAAAGUGCAUCACAGCUAAUUUUAGCCUACAGAUUUGUUUUAUUAUACCCACUUGGGUAAUACUGUUUGCAACACUUUGCAACUUUUAAAAGCACAGUGUCAAGUCAGUAAAGUCUGCAUGUAGCAGUUACAUAAACACAAGAAAGACGUGUUGAAAUAGCAACAAAUGUCCAUCGGUUACUUCAUGGGAUAAAAGUGCAACAUCUGGUGCUUCUACCUCUAAUUGGUGAUUUUAGUGCACGUGUUCACAGCUGUUCAAAACAUGAUCUUAAAAAAGCGUCACAACUGACGGCAAGAGAUGAGUCAAAUACUUUAUCAGGAUUAACACUACAUAGGUUCCAUUGAAUCAGUGAUUCAUGCUGGAAAAAGAAUGUGAUUUACUUCUGCGUUAGGCUCAAAACUGAAUGCGGCAUCCAUGAUUGUCUUCAGAUAUUUGUUCUGAAUUGUCUCUGCUUGUUUCCCGCUGAUGGUGGUAGGAGACUGAAGGUGCAGAAGAGCUUUUUGUAAAUAUUGGUAGCCCCUUUAUUUGAAUCUUCAGUGCUCUAAACUGAAGAGAUGACCGAUGUUUCAAGGUUGAUGAAUCAACAGGAGCCAUCGAAGCUCCACAGAGACAUGGGGGGGAGAGGACGCACCCUUGUGGUGAGUCAGAAGAUGAAAAACACUAAGUAGACUCAGUAAAAAUGCUCACAGGCCAGAAACCAGUAUUAAAACCCCCAUCAGAGUUGCUUGUACAUCCGCAUGUAAGACUGGGGGUGCUCCAAACCAAGAUGAUAGUACCUUUUAUAAAAAAAAAAAAAUGAAGUUAAGGAGGAUAAGCUUUAUCUUUAGUCACAGUAGAAACCUCAUGCCUAACAAAUCUGUCAAACGCCUCAGAGAAAUAAAGAACACAAGUGUAAAGGAGUCUUAACUUUGGACACUAAAAUUGUAAUAGAGUCUGUUGGGGUUUGAAUAUACAGAGGAUGUCUACAGUAGAUGAACAUGUGUACAGAAUAAUGCAAUCCAAGAUAAUACAGGGUUUCCCCCAGGAAGCUGUAAUCCUAACGCGUCUGGUCUUGUGAUCAAUUUAGUUAAUAGCUGACGGCCUGAACAACAGCCGCACUCAUUAGAUAAAUGGCCUCUGCUGUGUAAAAUAGCACCUCUGCUUUUGGUUUAUUCCUUUUGCUCCUUUGCUCUAAAACCCUGCAACAGCCUUGCUAUAACCAAGUUACUAAUAUUCAAGAUUUGUUAUCACUGUGUCUGAUGUUACAUGAAAUUUAUGGUUAUAAGUUUUAAGUUUUGUUGUUGUAUUGGAUUGCAUUUUUAUUUGUAGUGCCAGUUAUUGUGUCUACUCCGGGAUUGAAUAUAAGCUUCACAAAGGUAGUAUUUAUUGGAGAUUUGAUUUAUUGGAUUGCAUUGUAUCAUACAGUUGUUUGUAAUAUUAUUAUGUCCACCCCUUCUUUAAGAAAUGAUGCCACAUCAGGGUGUUUUUCUCUCCUUUUGUGUGCAUGAGAGAUUUUCGCUGUUCUUCUUAUCAGUGGGAAGAAAAUGUCUCCAGCAGCUUUUAAAUUGGCCCUGAAGCACAGAUGAAAAAUAUUAACCAGCCAGCACCCCAUCAACUUUAGUAUUAAACAGUUUUAUUCAAUUUUUCUCACUUUCCCCACUAUUGACUUGAUACAUUCCUAAAGAAUUUUCACAUCAACAUUGGUAAUUAUAGCGUGCGGGGGUUGCAUUUAGGUUUUAGCUCCUAAACUACAAAUCAUCUUUAACUUGAUACUUUUGCUGACUGUGUUUGAAAUGCAUGCUGAUUAGUUUAAGACUUUUAAAUGUUCUUUUCCAGUCAUUAAAGGCAUCCAUUAUUUUCUAUUAAUUUCCUUUUUUCACAGGAUGGUCAAUUAUCAGACUCUUGACUUACAGUAAACAUUAGCAA
Scomber japonicus (chub mackerel) is the source of this 3714-nucleotide messenger RNA. RefSeq names its product transcriptional coactivator YAP1-like. Bases 340 to 1500 code for a protein of 386 amino acids. Gene Ontology annotation, molecular function: protein binding; transcription coactivator activity; transcription corepressor activity. Gene Ontology annotation, cellular component: nucleus; cytoplasm. Gene Ontology annotation, biological process: positive regulation of transcription by RNA polymerase II; hippo signaling. Lineage: Eukaryota; Metazoa; Chordata; Actinopteri; Scombriformes; Scombridae. The transcript is spliced from 8 exons. The record is from RefSeq and is a predicted model, not a curated record.